GAUAACGUUCACGUGUUUUACUCAUAGAUAUAUAUACAAUUACAAAAAUACUUUUUAAAAAAUAAUUUUAUAUAUCUGUGGUUUUAGUGCUUUACUAUAGUUAAUACUUACUCAAUUUAAGAUGAAUGUUCCUAAAGAUUUAUCGGAGGCGAGUGAGACGACCACUAACGAAAGCCUCAAGAUGUCUAAUCCUGCAUGGGCUGAUGCUAUGAGCAAAAUCUUAAAGACAAAAAAACCGAAAGGAAAACCAUUAGUAUUGUCCAAGGCAAAGAUCAUUUCAGCAACUGACCUAAAUAAAAUAAAACAAGAAAAAGAGGAUGUAGAUGACACAUUUGAAGUUGUAGAUAAAGGUGGUCAGAAAGUUGCAGCACCAGUUAAUAUUGAAGAUAUUAAAGAUGAAAAACCAGAUUUGGAACAUUUAGAACCGAAAAUACCAAACAGAAUUCGAAUAAGAGAACAAGUAUUAAUGGGAAGACAAAAACCUUCAGUUAGUGAUAGAGUUAAAGAAAAAAAUUUAUCAAAAAUUGCUACAAAGGGUGUUGUACAAUUAUUCAAUUUAGUUAAGCAGCAACAAAGAACUGUAGAGAAGAAAUUGAAAAAUGUAGGACCAUCUAUUUUAAAACAAGAUAAAGUAUUAGAAUCUCUAGAUAAAAAAUCAUUUAUUGAUUCUAUCGAUCAUAGAAAAGAAAAUCAUGAAAGUGGUUGGGAUGUUCUUCGAGAUGAUUUUAUGGGUGGAACAAAGAUUAAAGAUUGGGAUAAACAGAUUGAAAAUGAUAGUGAAAAUGAUGGAAUUAAUAUUUAAAUUAAUAUAAAUUAUUUAGAAGUGACAAAGAAUGAACUUUUCUUAUAAUUUUUAUUAUAAAUGAAUUUAUUUUAGUAACUUGUAGUUACUUUUUUUUUUAAUUGUAUUUGUGAUAACUAUGAAAUAAGAUUUAGACG
Aphis gossypii (cotton aphid) is the source of this 939-nucleotide messenger RNA. Its product is annotated as RRP15-like protein. Lineage: Eukaryota; Metazoa; Arthropoda; Insecta; Hemiptera; Aphididae. Gene Ontology annotation, cellular component: preribosome, large subunit precursor. The coding region runs from base 122 to 802 and encodes 226 amino acids. The transcript is spliced from 4 exons. Gene Ontology annotation, biological process: maturation of 5.8S rRNA; maturation of LSU-rRNA. The record is from RefSeq and is a predicted model, not a curated record.